CUAUAAUACAUGUAUAUACUAUAAUACUAUAAUACAUGUAUAUACUAUAAUACAGACAUUUAGUGUAUUUUGUCCUGUUAUUGUCGGUGUCCAUACAUCUUCUUAUCCACAUAGACACCUACAGUCACCGUCCUCUGACAUCAUUUAUCUCUACACUGAGCAGAUGAGCCGAGAGCAGCAGCCCCCGAUCAUGUGACUCCUCCUCCUCCUCCAUGUGACUGAUCACCUGACUGUGACAUCAUCGCAGGUCCUGUUAGUACACUUCCUGUACUGCUCUUAGGAAGGAGCUUAUGAAUCAGAAAGAAAAUAUGAACAAUAUUAAUGCUCCAGAGACAAAUGUGAGCGGUGAUGAGCAGUAUAAGGAGGACAUUCCUACAGGGAAAGAUUUGAUCUAUAUUAAUGCUCCAGGUAUAAAGGAAGAAGAAGAGACAGAUGUGAGGAAUGAUGAGCAGUAUAAGGAGGACACGCCUACAGGGAAAAAUCUGAUCUAUAUUAAUGCUACAGACAUUAAGGAAGAAGAGACAGAUGUGAGCGGUGAUGAGCAGUAUAAGGAGGACAUUCCUACAGGGAAAGAUCUGAUCUAUAUUAAUGCUACAGACCUAAAGGAAGAAGAAGAUACAUGUGUGAGCGGGGAUGAGCAGUAUAUGGAGGACAUGCCUACAGGGAAAGAUUUGAUCUGUACUAAUAUUACAGACAUAAAGGAAGAAGAAGAAGAAGAGACAGAUGUGAGCGGUGAUGAGCAGUAUAUGGAGGACAUUCCUACAGGAAAAGAUCUGAUGUAUAUUAAUACUACAGACAUAAAGGAAGAAGAAGAGACAGAUAUGAGCGGUUAUGAGCAGUAUAAGGAGGACAUUCCUACAGGGAAAGAUCUGAUGUAUACUAAUACUGCAGACAUAAAGGAAGAAGAAGAAGAGACAGAUGUGAGCGGUGAUGAGCAGUAUAAGGAGGACAUUCCUACAGGGAAAGAUCGGAUCUAUACUAAUACUAUAGACAAAAAGGAAGAAGAAGAGACAGAUAUGAGCGGUUAUGAGCAGUAUAAGGAGGACAUUCCUACAGGGAAAGAUCUGAUCUAUACUAAUACUAUAGACAUAAAGGAAGAAGAAGAGACAGAUGUGAGCGGUGAUGAGCAGUAUAAGGAGGAAAUUCCUACAGGUAACCAUCCAGAUAACUGUACCGGGAGAUCAGAGGAGAAUCUUAUAUCUUCAGAUUAUAAAGCAGAUGAUGAUAUCACACAAGAUACAUAUGAAGAACAUUCCAUUAUCCCAGAUACACCCUCAGCCCUUCACAGCCAAGAUUUCUCAUCUGAUCAUUUAAAAACAGUCCUAUCAUCUGAUGUAUCACAGCAAAAUAUGAGAAAGCCAUUAUCAUGUGCUGAAUGUGGGAAAUGUUUUACUCAGAAAUCAGAUCUUGUUGAACAUCAAAAAAAUCACACAGGAGAGAAGCCAUUUUCAUGUUUAGAAUGUGGAAAAUGUUUUUCUUAUAAAUCAUAUCUUGUUGAACAUCAAAAAAUUCACACAGGAGAGAAGCCAUUUUCAUGUUUAGAAUGUGGAAAAUGUUUUUCUUAUAAAUCAUAUCUUCGCCAACAUAAAAAAAUUCACACAGGAGAGAAGCCAUUUUCAUGUUCAGAAUGUGAUAGAUGUUUUAUUCGCAAAGGUGAUCUUGUUAAACAUAUAAGAACUCACACAGGAGAGAAGCCAUUUUCAUGUUCAGAAUGUGGAAAAUGUUUUUCUAAUCAAUCAACUCUUAUUCAACAUCAAAAAAUUCACACAGGAGAGAAGCCAUUUUCAUGUUCAGAAUGUGGGAAAUGUUUUGCUUCUAAAUCACGUCUUAUUAUCCAUCAUAAAGUUCACACUGGAGAAAAGCCAUUUUCAUGUUCAGAAUGUGGGAAAUGUUUUGCUUCUAAAUCACUUCUUGUUAUACAUCAAAAAAAUAACAUAGGAGAGAAGCCAUUUUCAUGUUCAAAAUGUAGAAAAUGUUUUACUCUGAAACGUUAUCUUGUUAAACAUCAAAGAAUUCACUCAGAAGAGAAGUCAUUUUCAUGUUCAGAAUGUGGGAAAUGUUUUGCUUAUAAAUCAAAUCUUGUUGAACAUCAAAAAAUUCACACAGGAAAGAAGCCAUUUUCAUGUUCAGAAUGUGGGAGAUGUUUUAUUCACAAAUCUGAUCUUGUUAAACAUAUAAAAACUCACACAGGAGAGAAGCCAUUUUCAUGUUCAGAAUGUGGAAAAUGUUUUUCUAGUAAAUCAAAUCUUAUUAAACAUAAAAAAAUUCACACAGGAGAGAAGCCAUUUUCAUGUUCAGAAUGUGGAAAAUGUUCUUCUAGUAAAUCAAAUCUUAUUAAACAUCUAAAAAUUCACACAGAAAUCAGAACUUAACAGUCAUCUAAGAAUUCACACAGUAAAGAAGCCAUUUGCAUGUUCAGAAUGUGGGAAAUGUUUUACUCGGACAUCAAUACUUAUCAGACAACUAAGAAUUCACACAGAAGCGAAGUCAAUUCAGAGCAAUAAAUGACACAGAUAAGACAUCUAUAUAUUAACCAUGUACAUAGGAUAUCUGACAUUUAUACAUAUAUCAUAUACUGCAUCUCCAAACUUGUUCCCAAUUGUUAAUAAAAGUUUUCUUUUAGAACGUAGUCACCGAUCCAGCGAUGUCAUCACUAUAGUUUACAUGGUAGGAAAAGAGUGUGAGAUAUGGUUGUGAUAUUCACUGCUCCUCAUGGAGAAGACCUAACAGGCAUAAUCCAUGGGGAGCUGCUACUGGAGACCCAAACACCUCAGAGAGAAGGGACUUAUUCCAGUGAUGAAGAAUUCCAGGACAUGACCAGAUUAGAGACACAAAAUCACUUCUAUCUUCUGGCUUCUAGGACAUUAUUCUGAUGGAAGAACUUUACACAUUAUAAAAAGUCCUAUAGGUGUUGGGGAACAUUUAUAGACAAUUGUUGGCCCCGGCUGUCAUGGCGUACCAUAGAAGAUGAAUGAAUAUCGCUCCAUAGAGUAUAAUAUCCAAGACAGAAUAAAUACAAUGAGGGAGAUUUAUCAAAACCUGCCCAGAGGAAAAGUAGCGGAGUUGCCCAUAACAACCAAUCAGAUCUCUUCUUUAAUUUUUUUAAAGGCCUCUGAAAAAUGUAAGAAGUGAUCUGAUUGGUUGUUAUGGUCAACUCAGCAACUUUUCCUCUGGACGGGUUUGAUAAAUCUCCCCCAACAUCUCUUACCACAGGUCGUUCUGCACCGUACACAACAAUGGUGAGAUUGUGUUUGGAUGUAACAAGGGCCCUUCUGCAGCCUUUCUGCCCCAGAUAAUAGGAAAACAAAGAACUGUACUUCAUAAGACAACAGCGCUGACCAAACCCACACAGUAGGAUUUACUUCUCUAUUAGACCAUCAUGCAGUGUGUUUCCCCCCUUAACCCCUUAAGGACGUAGGGUGUAACCGUACGCCUUGAUCCCAUUAACAGGGUUUGAACUAGGGAUUGACCGAUAUCGAUUUUUUAGGGCCGAUACCGAUAAUCUGUGACCUUUCAGGCCGAUAGCCGAUAACUUUUACCGAUAUUCCGGUAUAAGUUUUCGGCUAUUCCAACCCCUCCCAGCCCUCUCGUCCACGCAGAAGCCGCUGAAGAUCAAUGAUUUAAAGCGGGCACUUUAAAUCAAUGAACUGCAGCGGCUUUUGCAGGGCCAGAGACUGCCACCACCACCC
Molecule: messenger RNA, 3689 nt
Organism: Hyla sarda
Lineage: Eukaryota; Metazoa; Chordata; Amphibia; Anura; Hylidae
Product: oocyte zinc finger protein XlCOF22-like
Exons: 3
Coding region: 291-2372 (693 amino acids)
Source: RefSeq, a predicted model, not a curated record